Molecule: messenger RNA, 3590 nt
Organism: Lingula anatina
Lineage: Eukaryota; Metazoa; Brachiopoda; Lingulata; Lingulida; Lingulidae
Product: protein tyrosine phosphatase domain-containing protein 1
Biological process (GO): protein dephosphorylation; cilium assembly
Molecular function (GO): protein tyrosine phosphatase activity
Source: RefSeq, a predicted model, not a curated record
AUUGAGUUUUAUGGCAUUUUGACAGUAAAAUUACACAGCCGAAAUGAAAUCCCGCAUCCGGGCUCGCCAUCUGCAGUAGCAUCGAAUAGCAACCAGGGAAUUGGAGGUUUGUGCAAAUGUUUUAGAUUUUAUUGUGCAUUUUAUAACACAUAUUUACUACUUUGAAUCGAUUGCAUUAGCGUUUGAUCUUCACGAGGAGCAUAAACGUCAAUUCAGUUAAACCAUUUUUUCAUAAGUCACUGGCUUACUUUCUUUUUAAUUGUUAAUUUAAUCGAUCAUCGUUAUCGAGCUGUCAGAAAUUAAUGCCACAAAACUAUUCAACCUCAGUGCACGUACUAGUGAAAACUGUGGUGACUUAUACAAUUAUCUGGUCAAAAACGUAGCCCUAGGAGGGAAACGACGGGUGCUGACAAUAACAGUAAAAAAAAAGAACCUGGUGGCAACAGAAGUCUAGCAGUAUCAUCAUGGGUUGUAGAUGUGCUGGUUUCAUGUUGGCACCCUAGACCUGUCAUUGCCAGCUGGCACAGCAUCAUGGACCCAGAUUUCUCUGUCACCAAUCCAGAGAAUAUUGACUGGGAUGCAACGGAUGAGGAUACUGCAAAUGCUCUGAAAGCACUGAAACCAAAAUCCAAGUAUGGUUUCUUUUCUAACAAAAUCCGUGGCACGAUCUCGGAGGAGAAGAUGUGCUCCAUGUUCUGUGGAGGACAGAAGUGCAAGUACGAAUCGGACACAUUCUGGAAAGAGGACGAGAUGGCAAUCACAGGGCUCUUUUCUCACUGGGUGACAGAAAAUAUUCUUGCCAUGGCUCGCCCUAACAGCACUAAUAUGCAGAAGCAUGAUCUUCUUGAAAAGUUUAAUGAUGCUGGCAUCAAGUCCAUUAUCAAUCUACAGAAGCCUGGGGAACAUGCAAGCUGCGGAUAUGGGUUGCAUAGUCUGGGAUUUUCAUACGACCCACAGGAGUUCAUGGACAAAGGCAUAUUCUUUUACAACUUUGGAUGGAAGGACUAUGGUGUGGCCUCCAUGUCUACCAUCUUGGACAUGGUGAAGGUGAUGCAGUUUGCAGUUUCCCAAGGCAAGGUGUCCAUACACUGCCACGCAGGGCUAGGGCGCACUGGAGUGCUGAUAGCCUGUUUUCUGGUCUUUAACAACAGAAUAGAGGCUGACGAAGCCAUCCAGUUUGUAAGAUUAAAACGUCCCAAUGCCAUUCAAACUUCCGGCCAGAUAAAGUGUAUUCAAGAAUUUGCUGAUUACUUGGUACCCAGAAGAAUAAUUUAUGCAACCCUGGGGUCAGAGGCUACAGAGUUCACCCUGGCAAAGUACCUCGUGAGGCAAAAACAGAUGUUACAUGGAUACGAGGCAAGAAAACUGAAACACAUUCCAAAGCCUAUCUAUGUCUUAUGUGAGCGACUCCUGGAGUUAGCAAACAAACGCAAGCGCCACCUGGAGGAAGCUUGUACCAAGACACACCACAUUGAAAAUUUAGACGUGAUCAAGGAGACGGCAUCAGAAGCAUUUGUCAAUGAAAGAGACACCAAGCUGCAAGCAAAUAACUCUGAUAAUAGCCUAGAUGCUAGUCUGGAAUGCAGUUCGUCACAGAGUGAUGAAAAUCGUAGUGGCAGUUUGAGCCCUACAUCAGGGGCUGAGAGUUUGAGUAAUGAGCCACAGGAGGAGGGAAGUGUUACAAAAGUUGUGGACGCCAUGACAGUAGCGGAACACCAGCAGACGGAUGUUACAAGUUCCGAGGAAUAUCAGCACCAACUGAACACAGUGGAUACAGGUUGGGAAAAUGUUUACAAAGAGUCCAACCCCUAUGUACUAGGGCACAUGCUGUGGAGCUGGAUAGACCACCUCAAGGAACCCAUUCUACGAAUCCAAGACUUAAAAUUGAUGUUACAGUACGUAGAGGAACCUUUAAAAGGGCUUACCACAUUAGAAAAGGGGCCAAAGCACACUUUAGAGUACUUGGCCAAAGUUGUCACUAGACUACGGCCGCUGAACGAGGAACAAGAACGCAACCUCCUACAACAUUUAAUCUCAGGACUGACCCAUCAGCCGGUCAUCAUGGAGACGGACAUCAGUGACCUUCACCAUCAGACACUGCGUCGCAGCUUGUCCACAGUGUCCAGUUUUAGCAGCUUCGCCUCCUUGAACGAAAUUGGAGAGAGCUCAGUUCCUAAGAUUGUGCAGUAUUUCUGGAACCUACUGGAUGCUGUACAAACAGAAAGUGAAAGUACAGGGGAGAAUGACCAAAGGAGGAGUGAUCUUGAAAACAUGGGAAAAACAAAGUUUGAUAUUUAGAAGGUUUUUGCCUGAGCAAGGGCCGUUAUGAAAAUAUAUGACAGAUGUGGAUCUUAUUUUACUGUUUUCCUCUCUCUGCAGGUGAUUAUGGAUAUAAAAAUUUGAUUACAAUUGAUUUUGAUGAUUUUUUCCUGCAGGGAGCAUAUAAAAUUGAGAAUACUGAACCAAAUUAGAGUAGAAAAUUAAACUUUUUCUUAUUGAUAUAACUUGUAAUUAUUUUCAAGUUUUGAAAACACUUCUGUGAAGGAGCUUUGUCUGUGACUUUGUCUAUGUUUUGCAGGUUGUGUAUUCAACCAGUAUAUUAUGUACAAGACCAAGUCAUACAGAACUUACUGAAUAUUAAUAUUUAGUCUUCAGGUUGCAAUAAUUUCAAAUGUCUCUUUGCAUGUGUACAAUAAUUAACCCCUUUUUUUCAAUGGGAAAAAAAAUCAAACUUUCAGAUGCAUAAUUUCAUAAUUACAAAAAAUUAUAUUUCUGUUUAUCAUUUGUGUUGCUUUUACUGGAUGGAAGCGAGUAGCCUGCUAUAUAGUUUUGUUGCUACCACUCAAUAUGAAUGUUCUAAUUUUCAAAAAAAUAUUACUUAAAAAUACAGUAACUGUAAAAUUAACAAUUUUCCCCCAUUGAAAAGAUUGAGUAAUUACCGUUCUCUUAGGCCUGGUGUAUUGUCUGUUCUUUGUUCAUAUAUCAUUUUUUAUUUUGAGAGUGCUGUGAUGAAAUUUUAGUUUGUAUGUGAUACUUCUUUAUUACAGAUUUUUAAAUGUCUUUUUUAAUAAUCACUCCUCACAUUCAAUAUCCAUUCAGUUGAAGAUGUGCUAUCACUUACAGUAUUUGUACAAAAAAAGGAAUGCAACAUGCUCAUUUUCGUAAUUCAGUAACCUAGGCAGCAGUUUUUCAAGUUUUUCUAUUUUUUUUUAUUUCUUUUUUUUGGCAUCAUCUGGGUAGCAUUUUCAAAAUGUAAACCAACUUACAGUUUCUCAUUUAAUGCUUAACUUUUUUUGGUAAACUUCUAACGGUUUAUGUUAGUACUUAUUUCAGCUAGGCAGUGUAUUAAAUACAUUGCCACAUGUUUCAGAAUAUUUUAUGAAAGGAUACUGUAAGUAAGGAAGAUACUUUUCAUAUGUUUUGUGUUAAAUACGACUACUGGGUAUUGAGGAUUAUUUGGUUUUGGAACUAAAACUGCAUUUCAGUCUGAAGAAUCAUCAUUCCAAGUUUGAGAAUAAUAAGUCACAUGGUUUUCCGUUUAUGGUGACCAGGGGCAGAUCCAGGAUUAUUUGAAAAGGGGGGUGGUGGUG